UCGUAUUUCUUUCUAAACUCAAAAAAUUACGCUGAUAUAUUCCAAAAAAAUAAUCAAAAUAAAUUGAUGUUAUUAUAUUACUAUCAAACAAAAACUGCCGAUAUUACUGUGAAUCUCUGCGUUUAAGCGCGUAAAAAGUCGUUUGUUUACGUUUGGACAGCCAGACAAUUUUGAAAACACGCGGGCAAAUCGUUGUGGCUGCAAUUUCGAGAUAUCUUUAAUUGUGAUUUUGUCAACGAAAAUAAAAAACAUCUCGUUUAUUUGAUUGCCACAAAAAUCAACAAUCGCAGACUCCACCGAAUCAGCAUCUUUGUGGAAGCAAAAGACGCCCGCCCACCAACAGCAACAACCAGCUUCCUCCCAUUGUUGUUUUUGUGUCUCUCUCUUUGUGUUUGUGUGUGCGUGUUUUGUGCAACAAAGUCAAAGUCGGCGUCGAUGCUGCGAAACGUGAAAUGCAAAUUAUUGCAAUAGCAACAAACAACAAUCACUGCGGCAACAACAACGAAAACAAAACGGUUUCGCGUGUGUUGAAAAAAUAUUGUAUUUGCAAAUAGCAACAACAAGCAGAACAGCGUGUGAGAGGGAGACACGAAAAUAUUGCGCGCCAAAAGCGAAAGAAGGAUUACACAAAAGCAACAACAACACAAGCAGAGAGACCAAUUGGGAAAAAAGGAGAAGCUGUGCAGAAGGAGAAGCUGAAAAGAAGAAAAACAGCAGAAGCUGUGCGGAGGUCAAAGCGAAAACAGAAUCUGGAAGCAGAAGCUGCGAAAUAGCAGCAGCACACGCAGGAAGUUAGAGCAGGACAGCAAUCGAAAGCAGCUGAGAGGACAAACAGCGCCACAACAAAAACGGGAUAACAAAUCAAAACAACAGCACAAGAGAGAGCGAGCUCUGGAAUUCCAGUAUCCUCUCUCCCUUCCACUCAUCGCAAUAUAUUCUACCCACCACAGCACGAAAGGGACGUGGAAAGGAGCAAUAAACACUUGAAGCAUUUGGGCUCUGUGAUACCGCAUUCAGGCACAGUUCGGCGGAGUCAGAGAACGAGGCCGGAACGACAAUGAUGUCAAUGAGCAGCUCCCCACCGGCAACGCCAACGGGCGUACAGACCGACUCCGAGGGCCUCAUAUUGCCCAAAAAGCUGAUCAAUCCCUGUAUUGAGAACACCGAUCGCAAGGAGCUGCAUCGAGAGUUGAAAUUCAAUGCCAGAAUUGGCAAGAGUGUGCUCAACCAGAAAUCGGAACUCCAGCGUGCCUACGACAAGCAGAAGGAGCGACAUGCGGCCGCCGAGCAGCAUUCCCCCGAUGCGGAACUGGUGGGCGGCAUACCCGGGCUCAAGGGCGAGCUGGGGCGUGUGAUUUUGGAGCGCGCCCAGAAGCAUGAGGCGGCGGCUCAAAAGCAGGAUGCCGAUGAGGCCGAGGAUCGGCAGUAUGUGAAUCCCGAAUAUCUGAAUGUACGCGCCAAGCUGCGCACGGCGAAUGGACCCAACUAAAAGGAGGAUGCAAUGCAACCACCACCCCCCCCGACCCUCGACUUAUCAUAAUUAACUUUUAAAGAAGAGAUGUAACCAAAUUGAAACGAAAUAUGUUUAAUGUGUUGACUUUGUGAACUGUUUUCAUUUUGAUAUUAUGCAAAACUAGUUGUAUUGUUUAAACCUAGACCUAAGCCAUUUACUUUAGUGUUAGCUGCUAAUUUUAGUUAACGUUUCUUGGACUAAUUUCACCCCCCCCCCCCCUCUUAAUUUCGAUGUGUGUGUGUAUAAACCAUUUGUAUAAAGUUUUCGUUUCUUUAAGAAGUCUAUUCUUCCAACAAAAAAACCAAAACAAAAACACAAACCACAAAACAAAUAUUGUAUCUAGUGUAGUUAUAUGUGAACGUAUAUGAUAUGAUGUGUAUCUAUAUCUUUAUCUAUAUAUAUAUUAGUGUGAGAUCGAUAGUGCUGUAAACAGGGCAAAAGUGUUAGAUCGUAAGACAGAGAUAGAGACCGAAACCGGGAGAAUGAUAUUGAUCUACAAAAACAAAAAAAAUAAACUAUUUUAUGUCAACAACAAAAACAGAACAAGCAAAGGAAAAAUUUGAAACAGAUUACAGAACUAUAUACAAUAUAUAUCUAUAUACAAAUUUAGUUUCUGGAAUUAAUAAAUUUUAUUG
Molecule: messenger RNA, 2148 nt
Organism: Drosophila obscura
Lineage: Eukaryota; Metazoa; Arthropoda; Insecta; Diptera; Drosophilidae
Product: protein FAM107B
Exons: 3
Coding region: 1058-1489 (143 amino acids)
Source: RefSeq, a predicted model, not a curated record